AUGAACACAGGCAGCUCCUUUGCAAAGGAAGCCAUGGAGGCUAAAGGCAAAUCAGAAGAGAAAUGCAAGGCCUUCAUGGACAUUUGCAAAUACUUCUCCGAGGAAGAGUGGGCAAAGCUGGGAAACUCAGAGAAAAUCACCCAUGUGUACAUGAAGAGAAACUACGACACCAUGACUCAUCUAGGUCUCAGGGCCAACCUCCCAGAUUUCAUGCGCCCUAAGAAACAGACCACAAAGUCUCCUGAGCAUGAUCCCGAUGAAGGUCAGAACCACGGGAAUCAGGGUGAGUGACAGGAAGGGCCUGGAAAGUAUCUCCUAAAGCCUGACUCUUUUUGGGUUCAGCUGCUCAGGAAAGAUUCUCGGGGGGUUCUUUCCCGAGAGGAUCACUGCUGAGUGAGGAAAGUAAGAUGCAGGAGGUUAUGUACAAUCAGAGGCCAUUCAUAUAAAGUCCUAAAACAUGCAAAAUAGCAGCAAUGUUUCUAUACAUAAUAAAUUAAUGGUAAAUGUAUAAAAACCUGAAUGAGAAUAAAACUCAUCAAA
Messenger RNA from Pteronotus mesoamericanus, 540 nucleotides. Its product is annotated as protein SSXA1-like. The transcript has 3 exons. Gene Ontology annotation, cellular component: nucleus. Gene Ontology annotation, biological process: regulation of DNA-templated transcription. NCBI's taxonomy places the organism in Eukaryota, Metazoa, Chordata, Mammalia, Chiroptera, Mormoopidae. The record is from RefSeq and is a predicted model, not a curated record. Bases 1 to 291 code for a protein of 96 amino acids.